AUACUUCAACUACGCUGUGACCGGUGUUCUGGCUACAAGUUCAUUUUGCGACAACUUCCUUUCCACGCAAGGAUUUCAGCGUAUGCAGGAUAGCUAUUAUGUUGAGGUGUAAUUCAUGCUGGUCAGACCUGGAUGGCAAAUCGGUGGUUACAGCCUGCCAGCAUCUCUUCUGCCUAAAGUGCGCGCAGCAGAUUGUGGAGAGCGGUUCCGGUUGCCCAAUUUGCGAGUCGGCCAUUACAAAGAGUACUGUGAAGGUCAUACAAUCCUUGCAAGACGCGAAAUCAUGCCAACUCUUGCUCUGCGGCCAAGCCCCAGAGACAACUUUCGCAGCCGCGCUCACCUCGGUGCAAUUCUAUGUGGCACAGCAGCAGUUGCAGGCCGACCUUAAAGAGGCGCAACUGACGAAGAAAGUCACCAAAGUGCAGGAGGCUUGCCGCAAGAAGCUGGAGGAGGUGCAUAACGGCUAUGUUCAGGCUAAGCGGAAGUACGACGAGGCCAUGCGCUCCAACCAGCAGCUGCAACAAGACAACCAGGAGCUCCAAACCAAGUACGCGCAGAAGUCCAUGCAAGCGCGGAAGCUGCAGGAAAUGCUGAAGAAGGCACAGCAGGAGAUUGAGCUCCUACGGCAGAACGGCGGCAAGGCCGUUGACAUGGGCAUGGGCGGAGGUAGCGGCCGCAGCAUGUCACCUCUUGCACCGCAACCGGGCCAGAUGGUGACCACAGUGCAGCGGACACAAGUGUUCGCUAACUUGCAGAGCCCACCCAACAACGGCUACGGCAACGCACUACAGCAGGCACUCCUUCCUACAAGCGGCAGAGUACAAGGCAUUACCGGCGGAUACCGAAUGCCGCAAGGAGGCCACAACGGAUCAGGUGGCGGCGGGUUUCUGGGGGGCUCCCUCGACCCCAACAGCCCCGGCGGCUUUAUGGCGUCGGCAGGCCAAGGACUCAGACGCACUAACAGCGGCACCUCUUCCGGCGCUGCUGGCGGCAUCUUGCAACCAGGAGGCGCGGGUAUGGGCGCAGGCAGCCAGGACAACGCACUGCGCAAG
Astrephomene gubernaculifera is the source of this 1052-nucleotide messenger RNA. Lineage: Eukaryota; Viridiplantae; Chlorophyta; Chlorophyceae; Chlamydomonadales; Astrephomenaceae. The record is from the annotation of a GenBank genome assembly.